UAGUGGCCAGAUAAACCGCAUUAGUCUGGGUUGCGGUUAUUUUUGGACAUUUUUUUCUUCUGCAUGUACUGUAAAAUUUCCUGUGUGAACACUGAGGUCUAAAAGAAGCCGGCGGUGAUGAGGAGGGACGGCUGCACCGGCUCAUCCUGCUGUAGUAGUUGUUUUUUCCCCCCUUUGUGCUCUCUUUGUCUUUCACAUGAAGCAGCUCCAUGGAGAAAUACUCACUUCUCGAAGUGAUCGGUGAAGGCUCGUUUGGCCGGGCUGUGUUAGUCCGCUGUAAAAGCAGUCAGGAAAAAUAUGUGGUCAAGGAGAUUCAGCUGCCAAAGAAUCAGUCCAAACUGGAGAGUUCCAGGAGGGAAGCCAUCCUGCUGUCCAGGAUGAAGCAUCCUAAUAUUGUGGCUUUCAGGGAGGCAUUCGAGGCUGAUGACCUCCUGUGCAUUGUUAUGGAGUACUGCAGCGGAGGAGAUCUGCUCCAGAGGAUUAAGCAACAGAAGUCCCAUCAGUUCAGCCUUGAUAAUAUCCUGAAGUGGUUUGCUGAAAUGUGCACAGGCGCAAAGCACAUCCACGAUCAGCGGGUUCUGCACAGAGACCUGAAAUCCAAGAACAUUUUCCUGACAGAUGAUGGGACAGUCAAGCUCGGAGACUUUGGCUCUGCGUGUGUCCUGAACAGCUCGAAGGCUUACGCCCGGGCAUAUGUUGGGACUCCGUAUUACGUGGCACCAGAAAUCUGGGACAACAAGCCAUACAACAAUAAGAGCGAUGUGUGGUCUCUAGGCUGCGUUCUGUACGAGCUCUGCACCCUGCGACACCCGUUCCAGGCAUCCAGCUGGAAGAGCCUGAUCCUUAAGGUGUGCCGGGGUGCAUACCCUCCCCUCCCCAGCCACCUUCCCUAUGAGCUGCAGUACUUGGUCAAGCAGAUGUUCAAGACAAACCCAAAAGACAGACCGUCCCUGCACACCAUCCUGACCUCUCACAGGGUUUCCAGACUCCUGCGUGCACACCUGCCCUCCCAGGCCUUAGAGUCGGAGGAACAGGCGAGGCGUACGGGUCGGUGGAACAGAGAGGAUGGGAAGAAGGUGGCUCAUCUUCUGGGAGAGAAGAGCUUAAUGAAAACAUCAACAUCUGAAGGUAUGGAGCUACCGAAAAGCUGCUGUGAAAGCGGAGCGCCUCGAAAGCAGUGGUCUACUGAGCCACCAGACACCGUGCUGCAGGUUUUAGCUAAUGCCAGUCUGGUUUCAUCUCACAGCACAACUCGCCAGACCUUCACCGGUUCUACUCAUGAAGGGGAGCCGGAGGACAGCGGGCAGAGACGACGAUGGGAAAGGAAUCCUCCCGAGAGGCUUCUGAGUCUGCUGGAGAAGGCCCAGCUGAGCAGAGCCUCCAGCACCUUCAUAAUAAACAGAGGUGAAGACCCUCUGGUGGGACCCCUCUCCCAUCCUCAGGGCGAUGACACCGACGGCCCCGAACGAGAAGCGGUUGUAGACGAGUACCGACUGCAGCCGCGCUCCGAUGACGAAGACACGGACUUUGAAGAGGAGUCUCCCUGUGACUGGAUGGAUGAAGCUGAGAAAAUGUUUUUGGAACACUAAAGCCUUAUUCCUUCUGAGCCUGCAUCAUCACACUCUUAUUAUUGAUGUUCAGCUCUCCUAAAAACAGUAACUGACACUGGAUGUAUAAAUAAGGUUUUGCUCUUCAAACAGUUAACUUCUGAAUGCCAGCUAACACUUUAACUGCAUUUUGUUCGGCUUAUCAGAAAAUCUCGUGUACAUAAAGGUGUCUGGAAGUUUUGUGUGCUCUGUUUAAUCAGCUGCGUGUGCUUCAGGUUAGCGCCAAUAAACAUUCCCAGAAGUC
Messenger RNA from Archocentrus centrarchus (flier cichlid), 1851 nucleotides. RefSeq names its product NIMA related kinase 3 (gene nek3). The record is from RefSeq and is a predicted model, not a curated record. Gene Ontology annotation, molecular function: ATP binding; protein kinase activity. Gene Ontology annotation, biological process: protein phosphorylation. NCBI's taxonomy places the organism in Eukaryota, Metazoa, Chordata, Actinopteri, Cichliformes, Cichlidae. The transcript is spliced from 13 exons. The coding region runs from base 210 to 1589 and encodes 459 amino acids.